AAUAUAGUAACAUAUAAUAAAUUCUACAAAUUUUGGGGGCUCAGCUGGGAUUGAACGAGCAGUGAGUACGAGCCGCGUAAUCGUAAGAGUGAAUUGUGUGGACUCCAAGAACUAACCAAUCGUGUGGAAUACCUCAAACUGUGAAGCCUGGAUAAGAAGUGUUUUCUUUAUAUAUAUAUAGUGUUGGAAUUUGGGAAUUGUGGAAUCGAGUGGACUGUGUACGUGACGUGAAAUGUGUACCAACAGGAGCCCAAGUGAAUUCACGGUGGCACAGCUGAAAGAUAUGCUGAAAGUGAAAGGUCUAAAUAUGGCUGGAGUAAAGAGUGACCUAAUCAAUAGGCUCGUGAUGAACGAUCCGACGGGUGCGUGGAUGGAUGAGGCGGCGAGCCGCGAUCCAAGCGCGACCGCGAGUGGAAAUUCUGUCGCGGGUGCCAUCGCGAGUGCAGACUCCGGCGUGGACGAGGCUCCCAGCGCGAAUUCGCCAAGACCACGAAGUUCGCCAAUUACGGACAUCGAUGCCAGAAGCAUGGACAUUCAGCGAAGGGAGCUAGAACUCGCUGAGCGCGAGAUUCAAUUAUUGAGACGCGAGGUGGAAAUGAUGCGUGAAAUGCAAAGACUAAACAUAGGUGGAGUGUUCGUUCCCCAGAGUGCGCCCCACGUGGAUCAACGUAGAGCAGUGGUGAUAGACGAAUCAAUGAAGGCUAUGCUGAGUUAUUUGGAAGGAAACGGCGAAAAUUUCGAUAUUUGGGAGAAGCAGCUGACACUGCUGCGGUCGACGUAUAGGCUGGACGACAAUGCGGCGAAAUUAUUAGUCGUUUCGCGACUAAAGAACAAAGCUCUCGAGUGGUUUCAUUCAAAACCGGAGUAUAUAGAAAUGCGAGUCGACGAUAUAGUGAGUGAGCUGAGAGACACUUUCGGUGAUCGACAAAGUAAAAUUUCAGCACGCAGAGAGUUUGAAGGGCGAACAUGGAGAAAAGAGGAGACAUUCGCAGAAUAUUUCCACCGAAAAACGAUCCUGGCUAAUCGUAUCUCGAUCGAUGAAGGCGAGCUGAUCGAAUAUUUAAUAGACGGCAUACCGGACCAUUCAUUGAGAAACCACGCGAAAUUGCAGAAGUUUGUAUCGAAGGCAUCGCUUCUAGAAGGAUUCAAGGGUGUUACGUUACCACCCGCUAUCCAGAGAAGCUUACGAGCUAAUGCAGAGGCGUACGGACAGAAAACUAGUGCUGCGCAAUGUGGUGGAGCGGGAAUGCAGCGAUCCGAUGGUCCGAAUUAUCGUGGAGGUGGUACGAUAUCGCGAGCAUCUUACGAGUUCCGACGGCCAGAAAAUAGUUGUCGAGGGGACAACGAGUUCCAGCGACGAGACAGCGAUUUUCGACGACGAGAUGAUGGAGUUCAGCGGCGAGACGACGGGAUGCAACGACGAGAAGCGCGGAAUACGCCGCCGAAAAGGUGUUACAACUGCGGCGACCGCGAACAUCUCUCCUUCGAGUGUCACCGAAGAAGUCAAGGAGCGAAGUGUUUUGAAUGUGGAGAAUUCGGACACGUUGCGAAGAACUGCCCAAGGAGAGUGACGCUUGCGACUGACGAAAGCCUAGCGGUACAGCAAGAAUUCCGUAAAAAGUAUGUUAAAAAUGUUUGUAUUUGCGAGCGCGAGGUAACCUCUCUAAUUAAUACCAGCCGCGAUUAUAAAAAUGUAGCAGAACAAUUACAGAAAAAAACAAAAAUGUUACAAAGUACAGAAACUAAAUUAAAUAGCGUCUUAAGUAAUUUAACUAAAAAGAUUGAAUCUUUAAAAGAACAAAAUACUUCUUUAUCAAAUCAGAACCAACAGUUACAAGAUUUGUGCACCUCUCAGAAGAUAUCUUUAUCACGAACCGAAGAAUCUAAAAAUAUUUUAAACACUGAAGUAGAGACUUUGAAAGGGAAACUUAAGAACACAGAGGAAUCUUUACACAAUGAAAAAGUAAAUAGUGUGAAACUAAAUGAAGUACUUGAAGAAGCUAAGUUGAAGAUAUGUGAAAAUAUUAAAUGUAUACAAAGUUUAAGGCAUCGAAAUAACUCAUAUGAAACUUCUAUUGAAAAUUGCAACACAAAUUUAAAAGAAAUCAUCUUUCCUCAUUUCGAAACUAAAGAUAGUGAAAAUAAUUUAAAUGAUGCUACAACUAUUGAACUUGUGCAAUAUCUUCGAACAUUGUUACGUAAAUUCAAUAAAAAAUAUAUUUUUAAAAAAAGAGAAGUUAAAUCGCUAAAUAUUAGAAUGGAAGAAAUAAAAUUAAAAGGACAACAAUAUCAGUCACUGAUUUUCGAAUUGGAAGAGAACGCAACAAGAACCAGACUUAAAAUUCGCAGCAAAGUAUUUUGGGCCAUAUGAAAUAACUAAAUUACUACGAAACGACCGGUAUGUAGUGACGAAGGUUGGCGAACACGAGGGACCACGACAGACAUCGACGGCGGCGGAUUACAUUAAACCCUGGAUGACUGAAAGCAGUGACGAGCUGUGCAGUGAUAGUGAAGUGGUGGACUAAUAGAAACAAAAAAAAAAAGCGUGCGAUAUCUGAGGCCAGAUAUCCUUGUCAGGAGGGCCGAGUGUAGGAGUGGGAAUGUGUGCGUGUGCGUGAGAGAGAAAGAGAGAGAGAGAGAGCGUUAGCUAUAGGAUAGGUAUAAGGAUAU
Hylaeus volcanicus is the source of this 2670-nucleotide messenger RNA. RefSeq lists its product as uncharacterized. Bases 233 to 2371 code for a protein of 712 amino acids. The transcript has a single exon. Gene Ontology annotation, molecular function: nucleic acid binding; zinc ion binding. Lineage: Eukaryota; Metazoa; Arthropoda; Insecta; Hymenoptera; Colletidae. The record is from RefSeq and is a predicted model, not a curated record.